CCUGACCUUUACCAUUACGAGUAUCGAUCGCAACAUACAAUCGCAACCGCCUCGUCCGAAUAUAUUCAGGUCUAUUCUUUAGGCUCAAAAUACUCAAAAGAAGUCUAGCAAAAUGACGAAAACGCUGGCUGAGAAACCCCAAAAAGCCACCAGCCACCGUGCACAUUAUCCAGCUGCUUGUUUCGAAUUAUUUCAUGCAUCUACUGCUUCCUAUAUUGUCGCUGCCAUGCAGCUCUUCAUACUGCUUAUUAUGGGUUUAACCUACUAUACACUGGAAAAACGUGGUUACUUCAUCAAUGUGGACGCAUUCCGGCCAGUGGUUGCUUGUAUCGCAACGCUUUACGCGGGAGGAGCAAUCUGUGCGAUUCUCGGAGUGAGCAGUGAACGAAAAUCCCUUGUUAACGCUCACAUUACCAUUGUUACUGCUCUCAUGGUGUUCACCGACAUCAUUGCUGUCUUCAUCGUACUCAUCAUGGCUGUAGGAAAUCGAAGCAAGUUCACCAGUGACCUUCCUGGCCAUUUUGUCGAUGAGCACAAAUUCUACGCUGCCCUUGGACCAUUCUGGAUGUAUCUCGGUGCGAUCACGCUGCAUAUAAGCGUGGCUAUUAAUAUGUGUUUCUUGCAAGUGCUGAACUCUUUUCUUUCAUUUCUUGAUGAAAAGAUGACGCCGACAAACUCUCUGCGUAAUCUGAAACAAUCAGAGAACAAGGUGAAGUCUGAAGAAGCAGCAAAGAACUGAUGUCUUUGUGAAAAUCUAUAUUCUCAUGUUUGAUAAGAUAAUAUGUGUAAAUAAAGCUGUAUUCCC
Messenger RNA from Cylicocyclus nassatus, 805 nucleotides. Lineage: Eukaryota; Metazoa; Nematoda; Chromadorea; Rhabditida; Strongylidae. The record is from the annotation of a GenBank genome assembly.